CCUCCACACGUGACCCAAAGCAUCCUUCCUGUGAGAAGCCGUAUCACAGGUCGACAUGGUGAGUGUUAUAGCGAUGUAUAGAGCUCUGCUGCGCAUGGUGAUGAAGAUGGUAGGGAUGAGACCCCAAAAGGUGGAAAUCCACCAAGGAACGGUCAUCAACUUCUGGGUUCCUUCCAAACCCCAGAACAAAAAGCUCGCCGUCGUUUUCCUUCACGGCUUCGCUGCCGACGGAAUCCUGACGUGGCAAUUCCAGGUUCUGGCACUGGCAAGAAAAUACGCCCUGUACGUGCCAGAUCUAGUGUUCUUCGGAGAGUCCACGACGGAGAGACCGGAUCGGUCGGUGGAGUUUCAGGCGGAGUGCGUGGCGGAGGGGUUGAAGAGGCUGGGAGUAGAGAAGUGCUGUGUGGCAGGAUUCAGUUAUGGAGGGUUCGUGGGGUUCAAGAUGGCUGAGAUGUACAGUGACACGGUGGAGUCGCUGGUGGUGAGUGGGUCGGUCCCCGAGCUGAUGGAAUCGUUCAGCGGUCCGGCGCUUGAGAGGCUCGGAGGUUUCUCAAGCUGGUCACAGCUUCUGCUUCCCAGUAGAGCAUAUGGAGUUAGAUUGCUGUUGGAUGUUGGCUUUUACAAACGCAUUCCAUGCCCUAGAUUCUUGCUUCGAGACUUCUUAAAGGAAACUGUUUGUGUCAACCGAAAGAGGAAAGAGGAACUUUUGGUGGCACUUGUGAAGAAUAUAGAUUCAGCAAUCCCCAAGUAUCCACAGAGAAUACAUCUGAUAUGGGGAGCAAAGGACAAGAUCUUCGGCUUGGAAGUUGCCAAUAACUUGAAAACGGAGAUAGGGGAGAAAGCGGAGGUGCACGUGAUAGAGGAGGCGGGUCACCUAGUAAUGUUGGAGCGUCCUUUUGUUUUCAGCUCACUCCUCUCCCACGUUGUUGCUUCUUCCCAUCUUCAAUGUUCUUAGACCACACCACAUUAUCCAUGUUUGGUUCCUUUGCAUCAGUCCAACAUUAUAUUACUAAUGUUUGUGUAAUGCCUCCUAAUAUUCUGAAGAAGCUGUGCGUGAGUAUUAUUACAAGUUUGCUCUUGUUUGUGUGUCCA
This is a messenger RNA of Neltuma alba, 1092 nucleotides long. RefSeq lists its product as uncharacterized. The transcript is spliced from 4 exons. The record is from RefSeq and is a predicted model, not a curated record. Bases 56 to 955 code for a protein of 299 amino acids. NCBI's taxonomy places the organism in Eukaryota, Viridiplantae, Streptophyta, Magnoliopsida, Fabales, Fabaceae.